CGAUAUGUCGGCAGAGGGAGGACCCGGAGACAUUGACGUUGUUCCAGGCUGUACGAGAAAAAAUACUUCUCAUUAGUGCAGCAGUGAGCUAUAGAGCAAAGAAUGGGAAGCAGUACACACGGUGUUUGGUGUGCUGAAAGCCCGGCUGUCUCAAGCGAACACCGAUUUUUGCUGUUCCGCGGGAUAUUCAACAGGGACUAGCUUCGGGAAAGCGAGUAAGCUAGCAGCACAGGCUAGCUUCGCAGAGAGCUAGCUGCCUUGUUAUUGUGGCCCGAAACGAACCUUCCAGCUAGCAUCCGUCAGAGGAACACACGGGAAAAAUGGUGUACUUGUUAAAUCCUAUAGAGAACCUGAGAAGCUACAUCAACAACCGUCCACCUCUGGUCAUUUUUAUGAUCAGUGUAAGUGCAGUGGCCAUCGCCUUCCUGACCAUUGGUUAUUUCUUCAAGAUUAAAGAGAUCAAGUCUCCAGAGUUGACCGAGGACUGGAACACCUUUCUGUUGCGCUUCAAUGAGCUGGACUUUUGCGUGUCAGAGAAUGAAACGAUAAAGCACGGCCUGAACGAGUCAACCACGCCGGAGAGCAUGGUGGUGACUAGCGGCCAGGCUCGUUCCAGCACUCAGGUUCCCCUACUGCUGGAGGACUCGGGGCCCAUUAACAUCUCAGUCCCCAUCACCCUCACGCUGGACCCUCAGCGUCCAUUUGGAGGGUAUUCUCGCAAUAUCACCCACCUGUAUGCCACGGUGCUGGGGCAGCAAGUAGGCCUCUCAGGCCGAGAAGCUCAUGAAGAAAUAAACAUCACGUUUACUCUGCCCGUAUCCUGGAACUCGGACGACUGUGUUCUGCACGGUCACUGCGAGCAGGUGGUGUUCAGCACUUGCAUGACCAUCACAGCGGCCAGCAAUAUCUUCCCAGUCACAGUGCAGCCACCACACUGCGUGCCAGAGACGUACACCAAUGCCACAUCUUGGUACAAGGUGUUCACCACAGUCCGCGACUCAGAUACCAAGUACAGUCAGGACUACAACCCCUUCUGGUGUUACAAAGGAGCCAUUGGCAAAGUGUACCACGCACUCAACCCAAAACUUACCGUGAUUGUUCCAGAUGACGACCGUUCCCUCAUCAACCUUCACCUGAUGCACACUAGCUACUUCCUGUUUGUCAUGGUCAUCACUAUGUUCUGCUAUGCAGUCAUAAAGGGGCGGCCUGGCAAAGUGCGACAAACCAACCCUGACUUCUGUCCUGAGAAGGUACAACAGACACCAGCAGUGCUAUAUGACUUCAACAGGUGGCGUUGUCAGAGGGUUAAAAAGACAUCAGAGAAUGGCAGGACUUACCUGUAACAUGGACAAAAUUAAAGAAAGAGAAGAAAUUAAUUAAAAAAACAAAAACACGACUUACCAGUUGCCUAGUGGACCCUGGAAAUACAAUAAGGGACACAAAAGCUCUGUGAAUGCAUUACUCUUGCAAUGUUGGGUUUCUCCAACCAAAGAUAUACAAGUGCCUGUAUCUGUGGUGUAAAUAUUUCUAGGAAGUCUUUGGUUUUUUUUUUCCCUUUUUGUUUUUUCUUUUGUUUUUGCCUGAGCCCCCCAGUGCCAUGUCCAAACAUGCAGUACAGAAACAAAGCAGAAGGCCACAUCCAAGAGCUACUUCUUUUUUCUGGUGGUGAUUAGGUCUCACCUUAUCAAGCAUGAGAGACAGAAGUGUUUUAUCAAAGUGGUAAAUGUUUAGAUAUCUUAAGGUCAACUGUAAGCAAAGUGGUUUUGUCACCCUGAUAACAAAGCGUGAUGUUUAAUUACUUGGAACAUGUUUAAGGAAACAGAAAAGCAGGUAAAUAAUGAUUAAAUCCUCAGCGUGUGCUCACCAUAGCAGCUUAAGCGAGGAAUGGAAUAAAGUAGCACUUUUCUCUGCACCAAAUUUGAUGGUUUAAUUAAAAUUCUAGUUAGAAUCGGGUUCUUUAAAGUCCAUUCAGACAUCUAAGUGACAUUUAAGUGAUUUAAGAAUUUCACAUCUUCCUUUUACGAACUGCUUUUGAUUAGCAGUUAAAGAAUUACCAGAACUUCCUGUUGUUUGUUGUUGAAAUUUGUCACAUAUUCUUUUCUUCUUCUUCGUUUUUUGGCCUUAUGCUUUCCUCUGUCAGUUGCUUCUUCACUCACCUGCCUCUUGAAUUUAAUUUGCUGCCAGUCACUGUGCAGCAGUUUUGAUGUUUGAUCCAGUCCUCUCUGUCACACCCAGGAGAUACAGAACAAUUGAUCUUGCCUUACCUACGGUGGACUUGCUUGCUUGAAAAUAGGCGUGGGUCAUCACUUUUGUCCCUUUCCCCACAUUAACUCUCCGCCCCUUUCUUCCACAGCCAAAUAUCACAUUUUAUUUGUACUGGUAUGAUGAGCCUGCGGUUUGAAAUCAAGCUUGUGCUCUUUGUCCUGUUAUUGUAAAUGUCAGGUGACCCUUGAGUUACUUUAUAUUAGACACUUUAGUUACUUCACCUUUUCGAAAUGAUAAAUUAUAUGAGUUGCACAUGUUCAAGUGUUUUCAUAGAUAGUGCACCUUUGGAUGUCUUGCACAUUUUGUUAUUAUUUCCUGUGAUUAUUUCUUUUUAUGUAAAUAAACUAAUUGGACUCUAUGUAAAAAUAAAUAUGAUUAUUAUGCUGCUGCUCAGAUGUUUACAAUAAGCAUCCUUGUUUGUUUUAAAGAAAAGUUUUCGUCUAAUAUAAUGUGAAAUGAUAAAAAAUACUGUAAAUCAUUUAGUGAAUCCUUUGGUUAUAAAUAACUUAUCGUUUUUAAUACAUCUAUGUAGGUGUUCAGAGGCCCAAUUUCAGCAACCAUUACUCCUGUGCUCCUGGGACUCCAUAUAUUAGCAAAUGCAAGUUUAUCAUGGUAGAAGUUUGAUGUUUCCAUUAUAUGUAAGGCAUCAGUCGCAGAGUCAUAGAACCUGAAAAUAUGUGUACUCCGACUGGUUGGCAAGUGGUUUCAGGAAGCUGCUGGCUGAUGAUCGCAAAGGAGUGCUGCACCAGAACCUGGCAGAUCGCUUUGGUCUGCUAUAGCUUACAUGAAAUAGUCAGAUAUCACAAGGUGCAGCUUUUAUUUUGACGGUGGACUGUUUCCAUUUUCAGUUUGCAUCACACUGUUUGGUUUCACUACCAUUUGGCAGUUAGUUGGCAAGUGUUUACAGACAUGUUGUUGUUCUCCAUGCAAACUACAGGCCAUUCUUUGACUCUGCUUGCAACCAGUAAUCGCAAGGUAGUUUUUGGUGUAGCACUGUAUACCUUGGUCCAGUUUCACCUAAUGACAGGCAGCCUCAGGCGAUCAUUUGCUAACCAAUAAAAGAAUACACAUUUUUCUCUGGCAGCCAGUGGUUAACGAAGGUCGCUGACCCCUCUUUCAUACAACGGUGUGCACUACUCCCCCUAGAGGACAACUUAAAAUGCCUCCAAGCAGAAGAGAAAGAAGUAGGAGGGGUUGGUUCACUGAUGAGUACAUCAGAGUUUGAGAAACCCUGAAUAGGCAGUUUCAUUCAAUGUGUUUUUGUAAGUGAGGUGCUGCUGGUCUCUGAAGGGAGUAGUAAACACCAAUGUUUGUGGCCUAUUGCCACAGGAAAGUUCUUAAAACAGGAACACUGAGUUUCAGAAUAAAAUUGUUUUUUUUUAAGGAGGCAUCCAAAGCACUCGACUAGCCAAAUAUGUUGCUUCUUUAGAUCCAAAACUCAGUGUGGUCAUGAAUGUAUAACAAACACUCGUCGUUUUACCAGGAUAUACUUUCAUUUGAGAAUACUUUAUACCAUCAGAACAGAGGGACUAUUGCAACAUUUCUCACCAUUUUUUUUUUUUAAUUGUAACAAAUAUAAAUAUGAAUUAAAUACGAAUGUACUUUUCUUUCAAAAAACAAGGACAAACCUUUGAGCAGCAGUGGGAAUACCAUUAUCAUAUUUAUCCAUUUAUUAUAUAUUAAUUAUUAAACUAACAUUUGUAUUAUUUUGAAUGACAUGAAACUGUGCAAAGACUCAUUUUGUGUGUGAAUGCAUGAGAGUGAGUUUUGGAUGAAGUGUAGCUGCAGACUGCAAUUCUCUGAAAUCUCGUUCCGAGCGUCUGAUUUUUGAAAAGGAUUCCGUCGCAGAGACAAAACAAGCCACCUCCCCCGACUUCCACCUGCAAAACUUUCAAUCUGUUGUUGCUGUUUGUUUGCGUUUCUCUCUGAGAGCAGCACAGCUCACAUAUUAGAUCUGCAAAAACAAAAAGACAGUGCUGUAUUUCUGCUGGUUUAUUGCAUUGGUCUGUGUCCAGAGAACUGAGUAAAAACCUUCUUACAGUCUUAACAGAAUAGAAGUAAAGAUUGCCUGUUUGUAAUUACGUAUUUUGUUUCCUUUUCAAUAGCAAUUACCGAUACAUUUAACUUACCUCUGCUAUAUUUUUGCUCCAUAAUUGAUGUACCUGUUGAAUGUACUGUUUUUAUAAGCAGCGUAAUCUAAAUCUGAGAUGCAAGAAUUCCAAGUGAUUCAAAAUAUGUUAUAUAAAUAUAUAAUUUUUUUUUCAGUUUGGGAGGCUUUACUUGAAUUGUGUUGUUUUGAUUGGUUUUCAUAGUGUAAGGUUUUCCCGUCAUGUUGUUGUAUGAAACGCUGUACUUAACAUUUGCGUUUUUCGUGUGUAUGUCAGUGAAUGACUGAUUUUGGUUGUAAUGGUUACGAUACCCCCCUAAACAUACACACAGAAAAUGAUGCUAGAAAAAGUCUUCCUAAUUCUAUUGUUCAGAUGAUGAGCAUGGAUCUGUUGCAUUCUCUCAUCCAUCUAUUGUGUUCCCACCUGCUUUUGUUUUGUUUGUUUGUUUUUGUUUUCUUCUUUUGGAAGAUCUGGCAGCUCUUAUUGGUCUGUUUGGGUAUGGAUGGGUAGCCGGGAUUGAUUUAAAGGAACUUGAAGUUGUGAAUGAAGCUGUCUUAACACGUAUCACUUGCAUUUACCGGCUUCAUAUCCUUUUCUGUGCGAUUUUCACUUCCCUCCCUUGGGUUAAAUUUGCAUCUCUGACUGCAAAAAAUGCCUUAACAUUGUCUUUGCUUCAUCUAUCACAUAUUGUAAAUCGCACAGGAAAAACUAAAGCAAAUCUUAACUAUUGUGAAGUGUACAUUUAAAGGAUUUUAAAGGAGCAGAUGCUUGCUGUUGUAGUUUUCAAAUUACUCCACUAUAUCACUAAUGACGUGAAAACAGUUGCGCCAUAUUCACCUUAAGUUGCACCAUGUCGCUGUGUAUGGAGGACUGAAACUGCCAAAAAACAACAACAAAGCUCAGCGAUGGAAGGUCUUAGUCAUGCAGUUUGCUGAGAAAAAAAACAAGGAAAUUUGAGAUGAAAUUGGUUGCAAAGACUUAUACGGUGCUGCAUUACAAACCUUGCGAUUGCUUUGGACCCUAAUAGAUUGCCACAGUUGCCCAUAUCUUAGAGGGAAGAUGCAAACUUGCCACCUUACUGCUGGGUUUCUUACCAACCACAACAGGUUGCAGCGGUAAGGCAACUAAAGCAAUUGAAAGGUUUUCAGUGGAGUUUGCAAUCGAUUGUACCUCCCGAUUGCCAGCAACCACUUGCCAACCAGUCAGGGAAUGCAAAUUUUUCCCUAGCGACUGGACGGUUGCCAUUCCUUUGCCGACCAGUUUCCACGCCUUUGUCACAUCUAGAUGCUGCCUGAUUGGAGGGAGCUGUUUGUGCAGAAAGUUUACCUAGUAACACACAAUGUAUGACUCCUUCAGAUGUAUAUUAAAGCAAAAAUGGCUAAAAAUAAAAAAAGUAAAUUAUGAAACGGGUGACAAAUAAAAAAUACAAAUAAUAUAAAUGGAAAAGCAAAAAAGAGUGAAAUUAAUUCAAAGAAUACAAAAUUUAAACAAAUCAGCACAUUUAACUAAACAACACCUACAUUCAUUUUAAUUUGUUUUAUCUGUGCUGUCGGCAGUUUCAGUCUACCAUACCAGUGUUGUGUGUUUUUUGCUAUGACAUGACUCCAAUAAAAGGUGCCCUUCCUCCUCUCUGUCAUCCUUUUUGUCAUGUUAGCAGCGCUUACAGGCAAAUAUUAAGCCAACUCUGUGCCUUCUGCACUGUCGAGCUGCAUCCUCCUCCCUGUACAUACAGUAGAUAGGACCAUAGGUUUUAAUGUGGCUAGGAUGUCAUUCAGACCCUUUUCCUCCCCAGUGGAACUGCUGUAAAUGAAUUCAAGUUUAAAUAAACUGUCUCUGAAGUUCAA
Messenger RNA from Pelmatolapia mariae (spotted tilapia), 6217 nucleotides. It is a transcript of the gene tmem248, whose product is annotated as transmembrane protein 248. NCBI's taxonomy places the organism in Eukaryota, Metazoa, Chordata, Actinopteri, Cichliformes, Cichlidae. The transcript is spliced from 7 exons. Bases 321 to 1343 code for a protein of 340 amino acids. The record is from RefSeq and is a predicted model, not a curated record.